AUGGAUCGCAUGGGCUUCAUCCCCGGCCCACAGGCCAAGGAGCAGAUCUUCAACGCCCAAGGCCACAUGUUCUUCUCGCGACAAACGGCGCUGGACUUCGCCGACGAGUUCAUCAUGAACGCCCCGGGCGGCGCCGGCAACCCGAACCUCUCAAUCCUCUACCAGACGAUGCUGGCGUGCAUCAGCGAGGGCGAGCAGGUCGACAUCUGGUUCGGCCUCAAGAACCCCGACCCCGCGGCGGGCCACGAGGAGUUCCCCUCGGGCGAGCUGGUGGGACAUUCGUGGGCGCUCGUGAGAACGGCCGACGGCAAGGAGCGACACCUGUGGGAGGUCGGCCGCAAGACCCCAGCCAUGGGCGACGCCUGGGCGGCGAGAGCGUACAACGCGUACUGUGAGGCCAUGGGGCGGUUCCUGGGGCGAGACGUGCCUGCGCCCGCGACCGUCGACCGCAGCGCUGGCGAGGUGCCAAAGGAGUUCAACGGCAAGCCCGUCAUCUCGCGAGCGCUGUCGCCGUCGAACCUCUACUACGCGUCGGGCCGCAUGUGGUACUUUGUGGACCUGUCGCCGCCAGGGGACCUCAACGAGCCGCCCAUCUUGUCGCGGCCGAUGCGAUCCUUUGACGCGCUGGCGCUGUCGGCGCUGAUGACCCUGGCGCUGGGGACCCCACCGGUCGUGUUUGGCGUGAGCAACACGAUGGAGACUCUGGGCAAGAUGCCCGCUGGAUACGUACGGACGACAUAUGAGGCGGACGAGAGGAUACAAAGGAAAGACGGCGAGAUCCUCCUGGUAAUGUAG
Messenger RNA from Purpureocillium lilacinum, 795 nucleotides. RefSeq lists its product as uncharacterized. NCBI's taxonomy places the organism in Eukaryota, Fungi, Ascomycota, Sordariomycetes, Hypocreales, Ophiocordycipitaceae. The record is from RefSeq and is a predicted model, not a curated record.